Molecule: messenger RNA, 7089 nt
Organism: Pseudonaja textilis
Lineage: Eukaryota; Metazoa; Chordata; Lepidosauria; Squamata; Elapidae
Gene: EGFR
Product: epidermal growth factor receptor
Biological process (GO): negative regulation of apoptotic process; cell surface receptor protein tyrosine kinase signaling pathway; neurogenesis
Cellular component (GO): basal plasma membrane; plasma membrane; signaling receptor complex
Molecular function (GO): ATP binding; epidermal growth factor receptor activity; epidermal growth factor binding
Source: RefSeq, a predicted model, not a curated record
GGGAGGAUUGAUGGAACGCGGAUAUCUUCGUGUCGUGCGUGCGGCUCGGUUGGGAGUUCCUCGCACGGUGUUUACUGUAUUGUUAGCCCCUCCUGCAAAAGGGCGCGAGCUUCUUUGCCCCUUGCGCGAACGCGGAGCGGGGCCAGCUUCCCGAGGAUCGUUCACUCCUUUGCUCAGUCAGCGAGUGAGUGCGCGGCAGCCGCAGCCAGCAACUACUGUAAAAAGAGCCUCCUUUCGCUCCUCCUCCUUUUCUCCCCGCUCCCCAAUCUUGGAAUUGCCUCAGUCUUUCGGCAUGGGUAGAGGUUGAGAGACUGGAAGCAAAAAGAGAAAGGUAUUGCUGAGCAGAGUUAGCGAGGAAGCGACCGAGAAAAAACCCAGCUAAUAGACUCACGCUCUGGGACCACAGUCUAGCUUUGCCGAGCGCGCUCGCUCCGGAUUGUUGCCGCAUACACUCAGGAUGGGGCACGGGAAUCACCGAUCUCCGGGAGUUUCAGCUACUGGCGAGGAAUCUUUCGGGGCGAGACGGGUCCCUACCGCUGCUGUCCUCUUCGCUUUGCUGUUGAGCACCUUUAGCUCCGCUAUAGACCAAAAGAAAGUUUGUCAAGGAACAAGCAAUAAGCUAACUCAACUUGCAAGCGUGGAUGACCACUAUAACAACCUUAAAAGGAUGUAUGAGAACUGUGAAGUAGUGCUUGGCAACCUGGAAAUCACUUAUGUGGAUUACAAUUAUAACCUUACCUUUCUAAAGACUAUACAAGAAGUGGCUGGCUAUGUGGUUAUAGCAAUGAAUGCAGUGAAAACUAUCCCUUUGGAGAAUCUCCAGAUAAUACGAGGAAACACACUUUAUGAAAAUGCUGCACUAGCAAUUUUAUUAAAUCACAAUGGUACAAGGGGACUUAAAGAGCUGCCAUUAAGACGGUUGGCAGAAAUUCUAAAUGGAGGAGUAAAGUUCAGGAGUAACCCUUACCUCUGCAACAUGGAAAAUGUUCUGUGGGAUGACAUUUUUGAUAAAAAUAAUGUUCGGAGUUUUGUACAGUUUGACACCAACGAAAAAACAAAGGGGUUAACAGAAUCUCACAUAUCCUGUUCUCCUUGUCACCCGAAUUGCACAAGAGGGCAUUGCUGGGAUGCUGGUGAAGAGAAUUGCCAAAUAUUAACUAAGAUUGACUGUGCAGCACAGUGCUCAGGUCGAUGCAAGGGAAGAUUGCCAAGUGACUGCUGUCAUACUCAGUGCGCAGCAGGAUGUACAGGUCCUAAAGAAAGUGACUGCUUGGCAUGUCGUAAGUUUUGGGAUGAUGCAACUUGCAAGGAGUCUUGUCCAUCUUUACAAAUAUACAAUCCCUAUACUUAUCAGUUGGAAGAUAACCCAGAAGGAAAGUACAGUUUUGGAGCAACUUGUGUAAAAAACUGUCCACAUAACUAUGUAGUAACAGAUCAUGGCUCAUGCGUCCGAUCAUGUAGUGCAGACUCUACAGAAGUGGAGCAGAAUGGCAUUCGAAAGUGUAAAAAAUGUGAUGGUCCUUGUAGCAAAGUGUGCAGUGGAAUUGGAAUAGGUGAACUGAAAGGUGUUCUUGCAGUAAAUGAAUCCAAUAUAGAUUAUUUCAAGAACUGUACCACAAUCAAUGGUGAUCUCACAUUUCUGCAUGCAUCCUUUUUUGGUGAUGAAUAUACAAAAACACCCCCUUUGGGUAUAAGAAAAUUGGAUAUUUUUAAAACUGUUAAAGAAAUCACAGGGUUUCUAUUGAUCCAGGUUUGGCCUGAAAAUGUCACUGAUUUGAGUAGCUUUGAAAAUCUGGAAGUAAUACGAGGUAGAACAAAACAAUUAGGUCAAUAUGCUCUUGCAGUAAUCAACCUGAAUAUCAGAUCUUUGGGACUACGGUCUCUCAAAGAAAUAAGUGAUGGAGAUGUAGCCAUUUUGAGAAACAGCCACCUUUGCUAUGGCAAUACAUUGGAUUGGAAGAAACUUUUUGUAACACCAAAACAGAAAAUAAAAAUAAGCAAAAAUGGAAAUGAAAGUGAAUGUGCUGCCACAGGACAAGUUUGCCAUCCACUCUGCUCAAAUAUAGGCUGCUGGGGCCCAGGACCCUUCCAGUGCUUUUCUUGCCGUUAUUUUAUCCGCCAACAGGAAUGUGUAAAACAUUGUAAUAUUUAUCAAGGAAUGCCUCGAGAAUAUGAACAAAAUUCGGAGUGCUUUCAGUGCCAUUCAGAAUGCCUUGUGCAAAAUGCAACUGAACCAUAUUUAUCUUGCACAGGACCUGGUCCUGGCAACUGCCUGAGGUGUGCUCAUGUAAAAGAUGGUCCACAUUGUGUUAAAUCAUGUCCUGCUGGCAUUUUGGGAGAAAAUGAUACCUUAGUCUGGAAAUACCCAGAUGAAAAUUUAAUAUGUCAGUUAUGCCAUCCGAAUUGUGUUCGUGGAUGCAAAGGACCUGGACCCGAAGGCUGUCCUAAUGGAUCUAAAAUCCCAUCCAUUGCAGCUGGAGUUGUUGGGAGCAUUCUUUGCUUAGUUGUUAUAGCCCUGGGUAUUGGUCUUUUUGUGCGUAGACGACGGAUUGUUAGAAAACGUACUUUGCGCAGACUGCUGCAAGAAAGAGAGCUUGUUGAACCUUUGACACCAAGUGGGGAAGCACCAAACCAAGCACUUCUAAGAAUCUUAAAAGAAACAGAAUUUAAAAAAGUAAAAGUACUUGGCUCUGGAGCUUUUGGUACUGUCUAUCAGGGUCUCUGGAUCCCAGAAGGAGAAAAAGUUAAAAUUCCUGUAGCCAUUAAGGAAUUAAGAGAGGCUACAUCACCCAAAGCUAACAAAGAAAUUCUUGAUGAAGCAUACGUGAUGGCAAGUGUUGAUAAUCCCCAUGUGUGCCGUUUGCUGGGAAUUUGCCUCACAUCAACUGUCCAGCUCAUCACCCAGCUUAUGCCCUAUGGCUGCCUUCUUGACUAUGUUAGAGAACACAAAGAUAACAUUGGAUCCCAGUACCUUCUCAACUGGUGUGUGCAGAUUGCAAAGGGAAUGAAUUACUUAGAGGAACGUCGUUUGGUACACCGUGAUUUGGCUGCUAGAAAUGUCCUUGUUAAGACUCCCCAGCAUGUAAAGAUCACAGACUUUGGUUUGGCCAAAUUACUUGGUGCAGAAGAGAAGGAGUAUCAUGCUGAAGGAGGCAAAGUUCCAAUUAAAUGGAUGGCUUUGGAGUCAAUUUUGCAUCGCAUUUAUACCCACCAGAGUGAUGUUUGGAGUUUUGGUGUCACUGUUUGGGAAUUAAUGACAUUUGGAUCUAAACCAUAUGAUGGUAUUCCAGCCAGUGAAAUUUCCUCUGUCUUGGAGAAAGGAGAGCGAUUGCCUCAGCCCCCCAUAUGUACAAUUGAUGUGUAUAUGAUCAUGGUCAAAUGUUGGAUGAUUGAUGCAGAGAGUCGUCCUAAAUUCAGGGAGUUAAUAGCAGAAUUCUCCAAAAUGGCUCGAGAUCCACAACGCUAUCUCGUCAUACAGGGAGAUGAAAGAAUGCACCUGCCCAGCCCAACAGAUUCCAAAUUUUACCGGAGUCUAAUGGAAGAAGAAGACAUGGAAGAUAUUGUGGAUGCAGAUGAAUAUCUAAUUCCCCAUCAAGGAUUUUUCAGCAACCCAUCAAAUUCACGAACACCUCUCUUAAGCUCAUUGGGCCAUCCAGUGAGAGAAGACAGCUUUGUCCAGAGAUACAGUUCAGAUCCAACUGGAGUUUUCCUAGAUGACAGUCUGGACGAUGGUUUUCUGCCUGCUCCAGAAUAUGUAAAUCAGCAAGUGACCCCAAAUGCAUCUGCUUCUAUGGUACAAAAUCCAGUCUACAAUACUUUCUCCCUUCCCAUUGAUCCAAAGCCUAUGAAUGAUUCAAAUCAUCAAAAGCUGCAUAACACAGCACUGGAUAACCCAGAAUAUCUCAACACAAGCCUCUCGCCUUCGGCUAACACAGUUUAUGAUAGCUCUUCCUAUUGGGACCAGACAGCCAACUACCAAAUCAGUCUGGACAAUCCAGACUAUCAGCAAGACUUCAUGCCCAGAGACAACAAGCCUAAUGGCAUUGUUAAACUUCCUCCAGCUGAGAAUCCAGAAUACCUAAGGGUAGCAGUACCAAAAAAUGAAUACAUUGAAGCCUCAGCGUGACCGUGGUAAAGACUUUAUAUAGUCUCAACAAUGCAGGAAAGAAACACAGAUGAAAGAGUUGUUUGCUAUAUAGAAACAGAUUAUGGUUAGAUUAAAAAUCAUAAUUACAUUUUGUAGUACACUUUUAUCUUCCAAGUGUCUGUAUUGUUUCAGCAAGUUUGCCUAGAACUUCAUUUAUUUCUGUGUUUACAAAAGAUGCAACAAAGAACCAAGAAAUACCAACCAGCAAGCAAUGUUUUUUUCUUAAGCUAUAUACAAGCCCAACCUUUUCCUGAAUAUUAACUAUUGUAAUAAGCAUCCGUCUUAAGCCCUUUUGAUACCAUAUCUUUUAUAGGUCAUUUGUAGUACUUCUUUUAAAAAGCCUUUAUGACAGUAAGUGACAAGGUUAUGCAAUAUGGAUCAUAGUGAGAGGAACACAGGGUAAGUGGGGGGACUUAAAGACUCAGAUCAUUUUAUUUGCAAUAACAAUAGUACUUUUUAAAAUGUGGAAAUUCUGCUUAAUAUAACCUUUGAUUACAUUGGGAGAAAGAAUGCUUAUUCUUUAUACAACAUACACUGCCACUACUACUGCUGGGAAGUUCUGCAAGUUUCAAUUCAAGAAUGUUGAUAAAAUUCAAAAAGUUAAGACAGUCAGGAAUGAUCAUCAGGUACUCUGUCACGUGUUUCUGUAAUACUCACUGUAGGAAUGAGCAGCAUUGUUGUCUGUGAGGUUUUGUGCUUAUAUCUUAGUUUCAUGAUUUUUAGAGAUAUGAAAAAUGAACAAACAUCUGUAAAUGGAAAACAUUGAUUCUUGUUUUGCACAUAAAAACAUUCCACUUCACUGCCUUGCUGCAUUUGAACAUGGUGUGUGUGUGUGUGUGUGUAUAUAAUUCCACACGGGGAAUUAUUACAUACAUAACUGCAUGUACUAAGGAUGGGUCUUGGGGAAAUCUAUUGCAAAAGCUUUAAAAAAUUAUGCUGUGACUGAACAUCCAUUUAUCAUUAUGCAGAAAUUAUUGGUAGAGAAAAUAUUAAUCUUCGAAAUAAUUGCAUUGAGGCAAAAUAUUUCUGUACCAAGAUUCAGCAUUACAUGAUAAAUAAAAUCAGUUAAUCUGCAUAUGAAGCAUAAUUCAGAAACUUCAUUUAAACAGGUAAAUUAACUUAUUCUCCCAAAAUAUCCCAUCAAUGUAGGAUGAUUUUCAGGCCAACCUGAUCAUUAUAUAUUAAACUGAUGUUCUAAUACAGUGCUUAUACCUAUUUUACUCAGAACUAAGUCCAACUGAAUUCAAUACAGUUGUCUCUCUAAUAGUAUAUAGGAUUGCAAUCUACUAGUGUGAUCCAGUAAAGGCCUAAUUUUAAAAUAAGAUCUAUUAAAUUUAGUGAGAUUUAUUUCUGUACUAGUAUGCAUAAUAUUGUAGCUUGACUAAGCAUGGUUCCAUUGACUCUCCGUGGCAUACUGUCUAAUACUGUUAUCCCUGUUAGUUUGAGUUUAUGACUUUGAUAUAAAGCCACUAUAUAACAAUUUCCAUAUUGUUCAAAUAAUGCUGAAUCCCUGCCUUAAUUACAAAUGAAAAAUCAUUGAACAAUAACUAUUCCUCUUUUUAAUGAUACUAUAAAUUCUGCUAGUAAAAUACAUGUGAAAAUAGUCCUGGGUAUAAUUUAUUAUGUUGGAUUGUGGCAUUUCAUAUCCCAGGAAAUAUAAGGUAAAAAUAAUCACAUAGUGGGGAAAAACCAAAUCACACACAUGAAUGUAUCAUCAAAAAAUUGGUGAUGUUCUAAAUAGUUCGCUAUGAAGCACCAAAUCAUUAUGAAUAUCUAUUCUUUACAAUGUUAUUAACUUGGCUCUGGGUAAUGGAAACUAAAGACUGUGUAAACUAUAAAUAUAUCUUGAAACUCUGAAUUGGAGAAAACAAAUCCAGUAAUUUAUUCUGAACGUAUUGGAAAUAUUUUACAUAUUAAUUGCAUAGAAGAGACCAAAAUUCCUUUCCAGACUUAACUGUGCCUGCAUAUAUGCUGAUGAUGGAGGCUAUCUGUUUGAUUGUGUCAAAUUUUCAUCAAUUCUAUGAACCAUCUCUCUCCACAUUGUAUGACUUCUUUUACUUGUAUUAUGGUCUGGCAGUGUUGGCUUUGAUUAUAUCUAGCAACCAUGUUUUUAUAGUGGCCUCAUUUCCUUUUACGAAUGAUUCCAAACUUAACUACCUUUUCCAGUGAGUUUAAUUGUAUGACAUCGCCAAAAUAUAUAAGGCGAAAUGAUUCCAGCUCUGUUUAGUUUUAUAUACCCAAUAUUUGCUUGUUUGUCACAUUUGCUGUAUAAGGAAUGUGCAAGAGCCUUCUCCAACACCACAUCAUGAACAAGUCAAUUUUCUUCCUGGUCAGUUUUUUUCAGAGUCCAACUUUUGCAGCUAUAGGUAACUAUGAGAAAUAUGAUAGUGUGAGCUAAUUCUUGUUUAGUUGCCAGAAGGUAUAUGUACUACAUACAUGCAAUGAGCUGUAUAUAUAUUUCCUGCUCUAAUUUGCAAGAAUUAGCCACAAUUCUGUACCAUUUUUAUGCAUUCUAUAUGCAUGAUGUCAAGUAAAUAAUUUAUCUUGCUUAUAUAACAGGAGGUAUACAAUGUAAAACCACUUUGGAUUGCUACAAGUAAUGAUUUUUUCCUUUGAAAAUAGAUACUGAUUCCCAAGCGAAAGAUUUGUGUAAAUCGUGAUUAUGUAUGAAGCCACUCUAAGUGCAAAAUAUUUUACAUUUCUGAACAAUGAUUUCAUUUUGGGGACUUGGUUAAUAAAAGAAGAACUAUUACCUACCUCUUCAAUGUCAAUGGUAAUUAACAUGCUCUAAUUUUCUAUGAUUUAUAUUUCUCUGUGAGAAAAUGUGUUAGAAAAGGUGAGAAUUGGUUUUAUUUUUUGUUCUUCUCAGCCAUGUUUAAAUUGUGUAUCAAUAGUGUGAUCUAUAUAUCAUGCUACAAAGGGACAACCCUGUAGAUGUAGAA